Eucalyptus grandis is the source of this 837-nucleotide messenger RNA. RefSeq names its product two-component response regulator ARR2-like. Bases 1 to 837 code for a protein of 278 amino acids. Gene Ontology annotation, biological process: phosphorelay signal transduction system; cytokinin-activated signaling pathway. The transcript is spliced from 4 exons. NCBI's taxonomy places the organism in Eukaryota, Viridiplantae, Streptophyta, Magnoliopsida, Myrtales, Myrtaceae. The record is from RefSeq and is a predicted model, not a curated record. Gene Ontology annotation, molecular function: DNA binding.
AUGGAGCCUAUCAAGGAAAUCGGGCAGAGGCGUUCUCUCAAACGUUCUUCUGCGAAGAUUAGUGUACUGGUAGUGGACGAUGAUUCCGCAUGUCUCUCCAUUGUUUCAGCCAUCCUAAAGACAUGGGAGUAUGAAGUGGUAACCGUGAAACACCCGAUUGAUGCGUUGUCUACACUUCGCCAAAGGCAAGCUUCAUUCGACCUUGUGGUAACGGACUACCACAUGCCCGACAUGAAUGGACUUGAAUUGCAAGAGCAAAUCCAAGAAGAAUUCAAGCUACCUGUGAUCAGUGGGUGUCCCAUAAACUUCACAAUGAUGUCAGGAGAAGAAAGGGAGUGCAUAAUGUUGAAGAGUUUAGAGCGUGGUGCUGCAUUCUACAUUUCCAAACCCGUAAGGCCUGAACAUCUCAAGAAUAUAUGGCAAUAUGCAGUUGCGGCCAGGAAAGGCAAAUCAGUGGUCAUUGAAGAGGAGACUAAUUGGGAACCGGAUUCACAGAUAUGCAGUCGUCCUAAGGACAUCAUGCCUCAUGUAAACAGCAAUUCUUCAUCAUCUGUGAACAAGACAAAGGACGUUGAUAGUAAUAAUGAUGAGGAUUCCGAUACUGAGUCACAAGAAAAGAACGAGGACAAUAACCAAAAACCUAGAAAACCGAAAGUUGUUUGGACAACCGCACUUCAGAAUCGGUUCUUGCGAGCGAUAAGCAUUAUCGGAUUCGAGAAUGCUGUGCCGAGGAGAAUUCUCGAUGUCAUGAAUGUACCAGGAAUAACUAGAGCGAAUGUGGCCAGCCAUUUACAGGUUCGCUUUCUGGAUAUUCCUCAAGCAUAUAUAGUACAUUAG